GCUCUGAUGGGGCAGCUUCCUUUAGGACCCUAAAGUAGCUACUUAGCGUUAGCUGUUGCAUUGAAAACUUACAGGACUUUUACAUUUUUUUACAAGAAAUAUAAAGAUGGCUGUUUCACCAGCGGUCACAACAUUGUGUGAGAAUCCAAAUGAAGUCUUCUUAGAUGUCACGAAGUUGUUACUUACAUACGCGGACAACAUUAUAAGGUAUCCCAAUGAAGAGAAAUACAGAUCAAUACGCAUUGGGAAUCCAACUUUCUCCACAAAACUGUUGCCUGUCAAAGGUGCUGUAGAGUGUCUCUUUGAGAUGGGAUUUGAGGAGGCUGAGACUCACUUAGUCUUCCCAAAGUCUGCAUCAGUGGAAAAGCUGAAGCUCAUCAGGGAAUCUAUUGCCACAGAAAGGGAUCAGAGGCUACGUGAGGGAUGUCCUGUCCAACCAGCUCCUGCUGCAGCUUCAGCCUCAGCAGCAACAAGCUCUAGUGCUGCGUCUAACCUAUCUGCAGCGGCUCCAGCACAGCAGCCACCGUCCGUGGAGAGCAGCAUGAGCUUCUUUGUGACUCUUCAAACAAACUUCCAACAUGUGCUGCUUUAUGAAAACCCUGAGCUGCAACAGAAAGCCCGGAGUUUGAUCCCUCACCAGGAGCUGUACUCUGCUGCUCAACAAAAGCUGAAGGAGGCUAAUGAGUCUGACCCAAAAUGUAAAAUUGGAAUAGAAGACUUCUUGGUGCUGGAAUUGCUCAGGUGGUUCAAAAAUGACUUCUUCACCUGGGUGGACUGUUUGCCCUGCCAUCUCUGUGGAGGACAGACUCAGAACGCUCCCUCCCUCAGUCCUAGCACCGAUGACCUCCACUGGGGAGCCCAGCGAGUGGAAAACCACUAUUGUCAGAGCUGCCAGGUUUCCACCAGAUUCCCCAGGUAUAACAAUCCUGAGAAGCUGUUGGAAACCAGGAGAGGGCGCUGUGGGGAAUGGGCCAACUGUUUUACCCUGUGCUGCAGAGCUGUCGGCCUUGAGGCCAGGUACAUCUGGGACAGCACAGACCAUGUGUGGACAGAGAUUUAUUCUGUCUCUCAGCGCCGUUGGCUACACUGUGACCCAUGUGAGAAUAUCUGUGAUAAGCCUCUUCUGUAUGAGGUCGGUUGGGGGAAAAAAUUGGCCUAUGUUCUAGCUUUCUCCAAGGACCAGGUGGUUGAUGUGACAUGGAGGUAUUCCUGCAAUCAUCCAGAGGUUUUGUUGAGAAGGACCAGGGUUCAGGAGGCCUGGCUGCUGCACACCAUUAAUAGGCUCUCUGCAGUGCGGCAGCAGUUCCUGAGUCCAGAGAGGAAGAAAGAACUGACAGAGAGGCUGCUUGUCGAGUUGGUGGAGUUCAUCUCUCCGAAGAAACCAAAAGCAGGAGAGCUAGGCGGGCGCAACUCUGGCUCUCUGGCCUGGAGAAUAGCUCGGGGUGAGACCAGAGCGAGCAAUGAAAAAACCUCCACAGAGGCUGUAGGUUUUGUGUUUACUCCGACUGACAAAGAGAAGAGUGACAGGAUGCUCCACAUACGCUACAGCGCCUCCAAAGACCAGUACUGCCGAGUGUCCGAUGGCUCUGAAAUGAUCCAGACCUGGUCUCAGUGCGCAUGGAGCACAGAGUCUAUUUUCAGAAAGGUGGAACAUGAUUGGCAGAUGGCGUACCUGGCACGAACAGAAGGCUCUCCUACAGGAAGAAUCAGCUGGAAGUUCGACUUUGCUCCAGCAGGAAUGAAGAUAAAGUCUGUCUCUAUCAUGGCCAGUAGCCAGACCUACCACUCUGGGAAAGCCUGCUGGCAUUUGCACUCGGGCCAGUUUACUACAGAGUUCUCCGGAGAUGGCAGUGCGCAGUCCUUUUCCAGUCUGUGUGGCUCUUCAGAGUUCAUCGUUGCAGCAGAAGUCAGCGGGGGCACAGGGGAAACGGCAUGGCAGCAUUCUCAGCUGUUCAGACAGAGCUUGAAGGAGACUGAGGAGUCUGCGUUUGAAGUCAUCGUUCAUCUUCAAGAUGCUUAACACUUUAAAAAAAAAAUACUUGAUCACUCUGAGAUGUUCAGAGCUGUUUGGGUUGUAGUUUCAGUGCAAUAUAGAAUUCCUCAGGAUGAUUAAACAUGCAUGGCCUAAUGAUGGACUCAUUAAGAUAUGACUUUCAUUCCUUUCACACAUUUUAAUCUCUUACUUUGACUGAAGGCCAUUUAACAUGAGACUUGCACAGUUUUAACCAUAAAGCCAUAAAGUUUUUCAAUGUUUCCCUCCACUGUAAAUGUGUUUGCAAUUUGUAGUGCGUGGAGACAUUUCACAUACUGUUCUGUUAGGGUCAGAGUUCUGCAGGUCUGUUGUUACUAAUAAACUGUUUGAUGUUAAAUCUGCAAAUUAAAAAUGGGCUGUUUACCUACAAUACUCA
Messenger RNA from Oreochromis aureus, 2408 nucleotides. It is a transcript of the gene ngly1, whose product is annotated as N-glycanase 1. Gene Ontology annotation, biological process: protein deglycosylation; glycoprotein catabolic process; protein quality control for misfolded or incompletely synthesized proteins. The transcript has 12 exons. The coding region runs from base 107 to 2020 and encodes 637 amino acids. Gene Ontology annotation, cellular component: nucleus; cytoplasm; cytosol. The record is from RefSeq and is a predicted model, not a curated record. Gene Ontology annotation, molecular function: peptide-N4-(N-acetyl-beta-glucosaminyl)asparagine amidase activity. Lineage: Eukaryota; Metazoa; Chordata; Actinopteri; Cichliformes; Cichlidae.